This is a messenger RNA of Batrachochytrium dendrobatidis JAM81, 2484 nucleotides long. RefSeq lists its product as uncharacterized. Bases 1 to 2484 code for a protein of 827 amino acids. Lineage: Eukaryota; Fungi; Chytridiomycota; Chytridiomycetes; Rhizophydiales. The transcript has 5 exons. The record is from RefSeq and is a predicted model, not a curated record.
AUGAGUGCUGUCAAUCACUAUUACCAGGCGGAUCGUCGUAGUCCAUACUUGCUGGAUCCUGACACCAAUGCUGCUGUUGAUUCUACUGAUCUGAACGCUGUUGCUUCUUCUGAAUUACUACCAAUACCUAUGCCACCACUUUCAAUAUCAACACAACCUCAAUCACCUGCACAACAUGAAUAUCAACCACAAUACCACCAAGAAAUUCACCCUGCCUAUACUCCUUAUAUACAAGAGCCUGAUAGUUUACAGUUAAAAUCUGACAAUAAUCAAGCCUAUCCGCUAUCACCUCUUCGAAAAUCCGAAGAACACCUUUCGGAGCAGGAAUCGCAACACCAUUUGCAUGAGCAAUAUCAAGCUCGACAUUCUUUGGAAACUGUGCAAUCUCUGCAAUCAUACAAUGAACUGUCGUUUAUGUACCAAUCUGACUUGUCAAAUGAAAGCGGAUUAAGUCACUUGUCAUCCUAUUCGUACGACUCUUCCCAUAUGUCAUCACAAUCGUCUUUCCAACACAGUAAUGCUGACCACCAGCAAAAUGAUUCGGAACAAUCGCAGAUAGACCAUCUUCCUGUCGCUAAUAUGUUUGAACAGGAGUCGAUAGCAUCGAUUCGGGAGUACUUUAAAGCAUUGCUCAACUUUCCAAAAAAAGCAUUGGAAUCAUCUCAAACUUUGAUAGAGUUUCUUUUAUCGAGUAUUAUUCAAACAGCAGCCAUUGACACUCCCUUUGGAAUUAGGCCGUUGGUGAUUGCAGACUUUACUACUAUUGGAAGACCACUUCGAUGCGUUGAAGAAGCAGUACAGACGCAUAUAUUGGCCCAUUAUGGAUCUGUCCAAACUGGUACAAGUGGCAUUGGCCUGUCAUUCAUGUCCAAAAAACUCAUUACAUUUUCAAAUACAAUUGUCAAGGCGUCGUUUGGAGCCGAGACAAACGAUUAUGCAUGCUUAUUUACAGAUAUUCUCCCACGACGGUUUGUAGAACAGUUGAUUCGGUUUUUAGAUGUGUCCCCAUUGCUCCCUGAGCCCCAGGCACCAAUUUUGCUUGUUUCAGCUGCAGAAGAUCCAGUAAAUUUACACGUGUGGAUAGAAGCUGGUGCAUAUGUGGUUCCAAUCAGUAUUAAUGCUAAAGGCGUAUUGAGUUUACACGAUAUUCAAGAUGCAUUGAAGGCGAGUAUUUCAAUAUUGGUUGAUAUGAAGCUUGUAUGCGAUGCCACAGGUGUUAUACAACCUGUCAAAGACAUUUCAACAGCAAUUCACAAGGCCAAUCGACUCGUGUUUUUCGAUUACACGACUGCAGCACCCUAUAUCGAUACAAAAAUAUCUGGAUCAGUUGAUCAAUUGGCAUGGCCUGAUGGAGCAAUAUCUACUUCUCACAAUCUGCUAGGAGGACCAAAUGCGAGAUCAUUUAUUCUAGUAAAAAAAAACUUGGUGUUGCCAAUUGUUGCUGCUCAAAAUGGAGUUCCUGCACAGCGCGAGUUUCUGUUGUCAUUGUUUGAUACAGGAUCUAAACCGGACAUGAUUGCGAAUGUACGUGCAGGGUUUGCCUGCACCAUCAAAUCCCUUUUAAACUCUGCUCACAUUCAAUGGCGCCAAUUAAACAUCACUGCUACUUAUAUCGACCGAUUUAGACUUUCAAAUCUUAUUGUGAUUGGUUUAAAUCAUUCAAAUCGGCUUCCAAUAUUUUCAUUUGUUAUCAAGGGCCCUGAAGGAAAAAAACUACUGCAUUAUCGUUUUGUUGCACGACUCUUGAAUGAUUUGUUUGGUAUUCAGACCUGGAGCGGAAUGACAAGUGCUAGCAAUUAUCACUUUGAUUGUAUGAAGUUGGGGAUCUCGCAUCAAGACGGCACCAUCCAAUGCUUUAGUGAAGUUGAAAAUGCGUAUCGCCAGCACGCAUCAGUGGAUCCUGGGUCUACCCCCAAACUAGCUCCUAUAUUUGACUGUAUUCUUCCUGGAUUUGUGCGUGUUGAUUUAUCGUUUAUUCAAACCACCAAAGAGAUUGAUUACAUUACAGAUGCUAUAGAGUGGAUUGCGAGAGACGGAUACACACUUCUUCCUCUUUAUGAGCCGCAACGAAGCGGCGCUGAUUGGACCAUUUCUAAAAACCUGCCGAUAGAUCACCCUGACAUGCCGUUACGCCCACAUACAAGGAAGCGUCAGUUUGAUAUAAAAAAAUAUGUAAUGAUGGCUGACGAUCAUCUUCAAAAACAUUGGCAUAAAACGCAGUUUCAGCAGGUUGCGGGAAUGACCAAGCAUCCUGAUGAGCCAUUGUAUUAUAGAAAUGGUAGGGGAAGUCUUGAAGCGGAUGGAUCAGUUGUAGAUAUGGAGGCAGAUCCAACGCGUGUCGAAGGAUUCUAUUUAACUCGACAGGAUGUAAAUGAUUAUUUGGUGAGAUCAGGAAGACUGAGGGUUGGGUUUUCUCAUGUGCCUUUGAUGAAAAAAGCUAGAUGGGCUGUCACGCAAGCCAUUAGCAGUAUUAGGUUGAAAUGA